AUGAAGUGCGUUUGCUCAGUGACUUACUCUUUCCUCCUUAAUGGAGCUCCCCAAGUUUCAGUGAUCCCUACAAGAGGACUUCGCCAAGGUGACCCUCUAUCGCCGUAUCUGUUUAUCCUAUGCACCGAAGUGCUCUCGGGUUUAUGUAAUCGGGCACAAGCUAGAGGGGAUCUUCCCGGAAUCAAAGUAGCACGACAAAGUCCAGCAAUCAACCACCUGUUAUUCGCUGAUGAUACUAUGUUCUUUUGUAAAGCGAAUGCAGCGUGUUGUGAAACUCUCUCUAAGAUUCUCUCUCGAUAUGAAGCUGCUUCAGGUCAGUGUAUCAGUGUUCAGAAGUCUGCGAUUACUUUCUCAGCAAAGACAUCGUUAGAAGUAAAACAAGAGGUGAAAAGACUUAUGAAGAUCCCCAAUGAGGGUGGAGUGGGUAAGUAUCUGGGUCUUCCCGAACACUUUGGCAGAAAAAAACGAGAUAUAUUCUCCUCUAUUGUAGAUCGGAUCAGAUUAAAGGCGAAUUGUUGGUCUAGUGGUUUCCUCUCAUCUGCCGGAAAACAAGUGCUCCUCCAAGCGGUUCUCUCGGCCACUCCAACCUAUAUUAUGUCGUGCUUUAAGCUGCCCCUAUCCCUCUGCAAGAGAAUUCAAUCGGCCUUAACCCGGUUCUGGUGGGAUGAAAAACCUGAUAAGAGAAAGAUUUGCUGGGUCUCCUGGGAUAAGCUCACGAUCCCAAAAAACGCGGGAGGAUUGGGGUUUCGUGAGAUAGAAAGAUUCAAUGAUGCAAUGCUAGCAAAGAUAGGAUGGAGAAUUCUUCAAGCUCCUGAGUCAUUAUUAGCUCGUAUUCUUUUGGGCAAGUAUUGCCAUUCGUCCUCCUUUAUGGAGUGUCAGAGUCCAGCUACGGCUUCUCAUGGGUGGCGAAGUAUCUUGGCGGGAAGAGAUAUUCUGAAACAAGGCUUAGGUUGGAAGGUGGGUAACGGAGAGAAGAUCAAAGUCUGGCUUGAUCCUUGGUUGUCUUCUUCUUCUCCAUCCAUACCAGUGGGACCAGCUCCCGUAAAUGCAGAUUCGAUUUAUGUAAAGGAUCUCAUGCUUCCGAAUGGAGGCUGGAAUCUUAAAGCAAUUCGAGAGCAAAUCCCUCACCUUGAAGGCUCUAUUAGGCGCAUCAUCAUUGGCAAGACAACCUCCCCCGAUUCUCUGGUCUGA
This is a messenger RNA of Microthlaspi erraticum, 1191 nucleotides long. The record is from the annotation of a GenBank genome assembly. Lineage: Eukaryota; Viridiplantae; Streptophyta; Magnoliopsida; Brassicales; Brassicaceae.